Messenger RNA from Anopheles bellator, 1779 nucleotides. RefSeq lists its product as uncharacterized. Gene Ontology annotation, biological process: positive regulation of cyclin-dependent protein serine/threonine kinase activity; activation of protein kinase activity. The coding region runs from base 1 to 1779 and encodes 592 amino acids. Gene Ontology annotation, molecular function: cyclin-dependent protein serine/threonine kinase activator activity; protein kinase binding. NCBI's taxonomy places the organism in Eukaryota, Metazoa, Arthropoda, Insecta, Diptera, Culicidae. The record is from RefSeq and is a predicted model, not a curated record. Gene Ontology annotation, cellular component: cytoplasm; protein kinase 5 complex. The transcript is spliced from 4 exons.
AUGGGCACGGUACUGAGCUUUAGCCCACGGGAGCGUCGGCCGAUCUACUCGACGCACCACCACAGCGCCGGCACGCUGUCGUCGUCGAACUCGGCCGACUUUCCGCUCAACAACUACUCGUACGAGCAGCUGAACAACGCGAAGAACCGGGAGAGCGUGGGGCAGGGGAAGCCGCCCAAUCUGAUUCAAACGGUGCCUAACAACAACAACAACAACCAUGGGUUGAGUAAGGACGACUGCAAGAACAACAACACCAGCGCGAACAACAACACGGCCCACGGCACCGGCGGUGGUAGCACUGGCGGCAGCGGUGUCGGUGGCGGUGGUGGAGGUGUUGGUGGUGUCGGUGGAGGCACCGGGGGCAGCGGCGGUGGCAACAAUAACAACAACCUGCUGAACAACAUCACCGGCAGUGCGAACAUCAACAACAUCAACAACAACAUCAGUGGCACGAACAACAACCAUAUCGGGGGCGGCAACCUGAACGGCAACAGCAUACAGGAGCGGAACAACAGCAACAACGCCGACAGUGCCCGCAUCCUGUCGGAGAAGAAUGCGCUGGAGAAGAACCUGAAGAAGCACUCGCUGUUCAUCAACGCGCUGUCCUGGAAGCGGCUGGCGGCCUCGCACGGCAAGAAGAAGCUGGACAACAACAACAAGAACAAGUCGGCCAACCUGGCGACGGUGGCAUCGUUCCGGACGCCGCUCACCGACACGAUCCACCCGCUGCUGGACAAGAACAAGAACCUGCAGCAAUCGCAGUCGUUCACGCAGACGAUCAGCAGCCAGCAGUUGCAGCAGCAGCCACCGGCGACGAUCGUGCUCAAUCAGUCGCAGGCUCACCACCACCAUCACCAGCAGUCAAGUUCGGGAGCCUCCAGCGGCGCCGGUGGACAGCAGACGGCGUCGGUGGUGGGGCUGGCUGCGGCCACGGCCAUGGGUGUUGUUGCCGGUCAACAGCACGGCCAGCUGAUGGUGGCCCAACAGCACCAGCAGCAACAGCAUCAUCAUCAUCAGCAGGCCGGCGUGUACUUCACGCCCGGUGGACCGAAAGCGUUGCUCGCGCUGGACCUGGUGCGGGCCAACAACACGAAUCCGCUCUCGCAGCCGGACAAGCUGGCCACGAAGCUGCCCCUGCAGCUGCCGAUGCCACUGCAACCGAUCGUCAACCAGCAACAUCAACAUGGGCCGCCGCCGCAUCCGCAACAGCAGCAUCACCUACAGCAGGGCGGUACGAUUCCCCAGCAGUUGCACCAUGGACACGGACCCCGGAAAACGGUCAUUCAGGCGUCCACCUCGGAGCUGCUGAAGUGCUUAGGGAUGUUCCUGCACGAUCGGUGCCGCAAGCUGCGCGAUUUCCAGGCCGGCGACGCUGUGAUGUGGCUGAGGGCCGUUGACAGGAGCUUACUGCUGCAGGGCUGGCAGGAUGUUGCCUUCAUCAACCCGGCCAACGUGGUGUUCGUGUACAUGCUCGUCCGCGAGCUGGUCGACGGCGAGGAGACGAAGGAGGCGGAACUGCAGGCCGCCGUCCUAACCUGCCUGUACCUUUCCUACUCGUACAUGGGAAAUGAAAUUAGCUACCCACUGAAACCGUUCCUAGUGGAGGACUCGAAGGACAAGUUCUGGGACAGAUGUUUGCUGAUCGUGAACCGACUGUCCUCGAACAUGCUGCGCAUCAACGCCGAGCCGGGUUUCUUCACCGAGAUCUUCACCGAGCUGAAGGCUUGCGGCAUGAACACGAACAACCCGGCCGGCAACAUGCCGUGCGGUGCGGCUUGA